Molecule: messenger RNA, 837 nt
Organism: Mesocestoides corti
Lineage: Eukaryota; Metazoa; Platyhelminthes; Cestoda; Cyclophyllidea; Mesocestoididae
Source: the annotation of a GenBank genome assembly
AUGGCAGACAAUGACAAAUGGAAGGAUUUUUUGGCCGAAAUCCAGGCUAUCGACAAAGGUAUUACCCUGCCUCCACCUCCGACUCUUCAGCAGGCCAGUGGCGUUAACUUGCGACCCAUUGUUGUCAAGAGUGUAUCAGAUUCUUCAACAUCAUCAAAUAUUGAGGAGGCAGUUGACAAAACUGACGCCGAAGUUAGCAAAGCUGAGAAGUCCUACAUCAAUAAGCUUCUCAGCACAAAACUUGUGGAAACACAGGCAUGUGAUAUUGAGAUGUUACGAGAAGACCCGUCUAGCCCACUGCAUUCAGCUAAAACCUUCCAGGACCUAGAUUUAGAUCCGCGACUUCUGAAAGGCAUCGCGUCACUUGGAUAUUAUAAGCCAUCGGCAAUCCAAGAAAAGGCCUUGCCCUAUCUAAUUGGUGACAGACCCCGUAACAUGAUCGCUCAAGCUCAAUCCGGCACUGGCAAAACUGCCACUUUCCUUCUUGCAAUGCUGAGCCGUGCGGAUGCCAACCUCGAGCGAUGCCAGUGUCUUUGCUUGGCUCCCACACGUGAAUUAGCCAUGCAAAUAGCCAAUGUCGGACGGGAAAUGGCCAGAUUCAUCCCCCAAAUCUCCUUCGGCCUAGCCAUCCGCGGAGAAGUUCCUGAGACUGAUCAGGAUGGCAACGUAAAAAACCAAGUGGUCAUUGGAACUGCUGGAACCGUUUCCUUGUGGAUGCGGGGAACGGGUGCUUACCACAUUGAUCGCAUGGCCCUUCGUAUGUUCGUACUCGAUGAGGCCGAUAUUAUGAUGGAAGAAUCUGGAUUUUUGCACAUUUCAAAAAGAAUUGUUCAGUAA